Hemibagrus wyckioides is the source of this 3848-nucleotide messenger RNA. RefSeq names its product NACHT, LRR and PYD domains-containing protein 3-like. The record is from RefSeq and is a predicted model, not a curated record. Gene Ontology annotation, molecular function: protein binding. NCBI's taxonomy places the organism in Eukaryota, Metazoa, Chordata, Actinopteri, Siluriformes, Bagridae. The transcript is spliced from 13 exons. The coding region runs from base 171 to 3299 and encodes 1042 amino acids.
ACUGGUUUAUGUUUCUGGGAAACAUUCACAACAGCUCGAGCUUUGUGAAGAGAUGAACAUAAAGAACAACAUUCAUGAUACUGGUGAAAUGAGUGUGAAGGAUUACGUCAUAAUGGUCAGCUACACUGUUGGUACAGUGAAUUUCUCAUUCUUCCACAUGCCAAAGAUGCAUGACAUGUGACUUGCAGAACUGGUUCAGAAAACAGAUUUUUCCUUGUAUGUGUGUGUGUGUGUGUGUGUGUGUGUGUGUGUGUGUGUGUGUAGAGGAAAGACAUUCCAGAAUGAGUCUCUCUGGGGAACAGGACAAAAGGAAUGAACAAAGUCUGAUGGAAGGUGAGACAUCUGACUCACCUGAACCCAGCCAUAUGUCUGUGAAGACUGACUGGUCAGUAGAUCAACCAUGGAACAUAAGAGAUAAAAACAGUUUCACUGACCUGAGUUUGAUGGAGAGAUUAGACUCACCUGAACCCAGCCAUGUGUCUAUGAUGAGUGAAACCUCAAUAGAUCAACCAUGGAAUUUCAAAGCUAAUAAAAGAGACAGUUCACCAAGACCCCAAGAGGAGAGAUCAAAAAUAACCAGCAGAAAUCAACAGGUCAAGGAGUUGGAGUAUGAAGCCUUCACUCUGCUGAAUAAUGAAUUGAAAAAUUUCAGGGAUCUGCUGAGUUCAGAUCACACAUCCUGGUCUGAGAGUGAAGUGGACGAUGAUGAUGAUGAGGAUCAGAGCUCUGCCAGAGAGGGUGUACAGAGGAUCAUAAUGCACCUACUGAAGAAGUUAAACUAUUCAGAUCUUGCCAACACACUGCAGACCAGGCUGGACAAUGGGAUUCAUAAAAAAAUUAAAUCCAAAAUCAGUGAUAAAUAUAAAAUCAUUAAUGAAGGAAUCUCAGAGCAUGGAACCUCAACACUUCUGAAUGAGAUCUACACAGAGCUCUACAUCACAGAGGGUUGGAGUGGAGACAUCAAUAAUGAACAUGAGGUGAGACAGAUUGAGACAGUGUCCAGGAGACCAGUAACACAGGAGACACCCAUCAACUGUAAUGACCUCUUUAAGGACAAGUCCAUCAGAACUGUGCUGACUAAAGGAGUUGCUGGAAUUGGAAAAACAGUUUCUGUGCAGAAGUUCAUUCUGGACUGGACUGAAGGAAAAGCAAAUCAGGACAUCACCUUCAUGUUUCCACUUCCCUUUAGAGAGCUGAAUCUGAUGAAGCAGAAAAAUCUCAGUCUGAUGAAUCUUCUUCAUCACUUUUUCCCAGAAAUGAGAAAACUAGAAUUAAUAAACUGUGACUCCUACAAAGUCCUGUUCAUCUUUGAUGGCCUGGAUGAGUGUCGACUUCCUCUAAAUUUCCAGAAGAAUGAGAGAUUGUGUGAUGUGACAGAGUCAGCCUCAGUGGAUGUUCUGCUGACGAACCUCAUCAAGGGGAAUCUGCUUCCCUCUGCUCUCCUCUGGAUAACCUCUCGACCAGGAGCAGCCAAUCAGAUCCCUCCUGAGUGUGUAGACCAGGUAACAGAGGUACGAGGGUUUAAUGAUCCUCAGAAAGAGGAGUACUUCAGGAAGAGGAUCAGUGAUCAGAGCCUGGCCAAUAAAAUCAUCACACACAUGAAGUCUUCAAGAAGCCUCUACAUCAUGUGCUACAUCCCAGUCUUCUGCUGGAUCUCAGCCACUGUUCUAGAGAGAAUGUUGGGUGAAGCAAAGAGUGGAGAGAUCCCCAAGACUCUGACUCAAAUGUUCACACACUUCCUGAUCUUUCAGAUCAAACACAAGAACCAAAAGUACCAUCAGAAAUGUGACCCUGAUCCUCAGCAGACCAGAGAGAGUAUCCUGGCACUGGGAAAACUGGCUUUCCAGCAGCUGGAGAAAGGAAACCUGAUCUUCUAUGAGAAAGACCUGAGAGAGUGUGGCAUUGAUGUCAGAGAAGUGUCAGUGUACUCAGGAGUGUGUACCCAGAUCUUCAGAGAGGAGUUUGGGCUUCACCUGGGGAAGGUCUUCAGCUUUAUACAUCUGAGUGUUCAGGAGUUUCUGGCUGCAUUGUAUGUGUUUAUUACCUUCAUAUUAAACAACAAAAUUGUGAUAGGGCAGGAAAGCACUAGAAGUAUUUUUAUAUUUAAAAAACCAAGCAUCUCUGAUCUCCUGAAGUGUGCAGUGGACAAGGCCUUACAGAGUGAGAAUGGACACCUUGACCUGUUCCUCCGCUUCCUUCUGGGUCUCUCACUGGAGUCCAAUCAGACUCUCUUACGAGGCUUAAUGCCACAGACAGGAAGUAGUUCUAAUAACAAAGAGGAAACAGUCAACUAUAUCAGGAGAAAGAUCAAAGCAAAUCCAUCUCCAGAGAAAUUCAUUAAUCUUUUCCACUGUCUGAAUGAAAUGAACGAAAAUAGACUAGUAAAAGAAAUCCAAACUUACCUGAACAGAGCCAAUAAAAGUGCUCUCAGUGGAACCAGACUCUCUCCUGCUCAGUGGUCAGCUCUGGUGUUUGUAUUACUGAGCUCACAGGAGGAACUGAAUGAGUUUGACUUGACAAAAUAUCAUCCAUCAGAAGAGUGUCUCCUGAGGUUGCUCCCAGUGGUUAAAACAUCAGUCCAAGCUGUGAUGAGUAUGUGUAACCUGACAGAGGAAAGCUGUACAGCUCUGUCCUCAGUUCUCAGCUCAAAGUACACCAGUCUGAGAAAACUGGACCUGAGUAUGAAUAACCUGCAGGAUUCAGGAGUGAAGCUGCUCUCUGAUGGACUGAAGAAUCCACACUGUAAACUAGAACUACUGUGGUUGUGUAAAUGCAAUCUCACAGAGGAAAGCUGUGCAGUGUUAUCCUCAGUUCUCAGUUCUAACUCCUCCAGUCUAAAAGAGUUGAACUUAAGUGGGAAUAAACUGUAUGAUUCAGGAGUAAAGAAGCUCUCUAAAGGACUGAAGGAUCCAGACUGUAAACUGGAGAUACUCUGGCUGCGUGCAUGUGAACUUCAAGAGGAAAGCUGUGCAACUCUUUCCACAGUUCUCAGUUUGAACUCCUCCAGCCUGAGAGAACUAUAUUUGAGGAGCAAUAAACUGGAAGAUUCAGGAGUGAAGCUGCUCUCUGUGGGUCUGCAGAAUCCACACUGUAAACUGGAGAGACUGGGGCUGGUAGGGUGCAGUAUCACAGAUGAAGGCAUUGUAGCUCUAGUUUCAGCUCUGAGAUCAAACGCCUCAUCACAGCUGAAAGAGCUGGAUCUGUACGGAAAUAAACCUGGAAACUCUGGAGUGGCCCAGCUGAAAGAUCUACUGCAGGACCAAGACUCAAAACUGGAGACUUUAGACAUCAAGACAUAACUAUGGAAUGAACCUUCUGCACAGGAUUAUGACAGUCUUACAGUGCAAAGAUAUUAUGUGAAUUCACAUGCUAAAAUUUGUGAACUAAUCUGGCUUCAAAGCAGCACAUUCUCCAGAGACUACCCAUAUGGCUGUCACUGAGUCGCUACAUGCUCUUAGAUCAGCCAAACUGAUCAUCAAACUCAUCAUCAACCUUUCAGCAGCGUUUGAGACAGUUACCCACCAGACUCUCUGAUCCACCCUCAUGAGACAGCCAGUGGUAUUCAAAUAACCUCUAAAGUUCUACCUCUUCCAAAAGUACAUAAACAGGCACUUUAAAACUCUAAAAUUGGUGUCUGUGUCCUUUUCUUUCUGUAUUACCUUCUAACAGAGAUGUUAGACUGAUUGUGUGUAUUUGUACACUGUGUCCUAGUGAAACAGUAUCAGGAUAUAUUCAUUGAUAGACAUUUCAAAGCACUUUUGUAAAUUACAUGCAAUUUUAACUUUUAUAAUUACUCUUUCUAGUAAAAGAGAUUAUGCUUUUGUAAACCUACAUAUACUGGAAGCAAA